ACGACAACACUGCGGACAUUUUUUUCUGACGGACCACAACAACACGUAUCAGCUGAGCGCUUGUAGUUGUGUGUGUGGAUUAUUUGUAAAAUCCCAAAUCCUCCAAAUUCAGCAUUAUUAUCCUUUGGACUCUUGUACCAGGAGGGUCCCGUAGACGAAUAAAUGUCUGAUGCACAAGAACCCUCUAAAAGUAAAGAAGAAGAAGAGGAGGACCCACCACAAGCAGAGGUCCAGUACUUCGGGGUGAUUACAUCUGGUACAGAAGACUCAGAGGACGACAGCAGUGAGGAAGAGACACCUGGAGAAAUGGACUUCCUGCGUAACCUCUUCUCCAGUGCCUUGGGUUUCGGGUCAGGUUCUGGAGAGAAAGUCCUGGAUGAGCUAACUCUGGAUGGAGUGGCAAAAUACAUGCUGAGUGGAAAAUGUAAAAAUAUAAUUUGCAUGGUUGGAGCUGGAAUAUCCACAUCGGCUGGAAUUCCUGAUUUCCGAUCUCCAGGAACAGGCUUAUACGCCAAUUUGCAGAAAUAUAAUCUGCCUUACCCAGAAGCAAUUUUCCAGAUUGAUUAUUUUAAGCAACAUCCAGAACCAUUUUUUGCCUUGGCCAAAGAGCUGUAUCCUGGACAGUUUAAGCCAACCAUCUGCCACUACUUCAUGAAGCUGCUCAAGGACAAAGGGCUUUUAAAGCGCUGCUACACACAGAACAUAGAUACUCUGGAGCGUGUGGCUGGUCUGGAGGGAGAUGACCUGAUUGAGGCCCAUGGCACUUUCUACACAUCGCACUGUGUGAGCUUCUGCUGCCGGAAAGAGUACAACCUCGACUGGAUGAAAGAGAAAAUCUUCGCUGAUGACAUUCCGAAAUGUGAAAAAUGCAGCAGUUUAGUGAAGCCAGAUAUUGUCUUCUUUGGAGAGAAUUUGCCUGUCCGGUUCUUCACAUCUAUGAAGAUGGACUUUCCACGCUGUGAUCUUUUAAUCGUCAUGGGAACAUCUCUGCAAGUGCAGCCAUUCGCAAGUCUAGUCAGCAAAGUUUCAAGAAACUGCCCCAGAUUGCUCAUUAACAUGGAGAAAACAGGCCAGGUGGAUCCCAUGUUAGGCAUGCUUGGUUUUGGAGGAGGAAUGGAUUUUGACUCUGAUAAAGCUUACAGAGAUGUAGCUCACAUCAGCACCUGUGACGAUGGCUGUCUGGCUCUGGCAGAUCUGCUCGGGUGGAAGGUUGAGUUGGAGGAGCUGGUGAAAAAGGAGCACGCUCGGAUUGACGCCGAAGACAAGAAGAAAACAGAGAGUGAGAGCAAAGGAGCCAGUGCGAAGGCAAGCCCCACACCAGAAACUAAGAAGGAAGAAUAAAGUCUUUUAUUACAAAUACAUCCUAAUUUUACUGUAUUGGAGUGAUUUUAGCCCUUGGGAUAAUCUAACAAGGGAUAUGUAAUUCAUUAAUGGGGCGUGCAGAUAUGUCUUGUGAAUAUCAGGCAGUUUUUUGUUUGUUUGUUUUUUCAUAAUAGCACUUUAUUCAUUUUGCUAAUUAACAUCCAUAUUUGCAUUAAACCAAACUGUAUGGGUCAGAAUGAUCCUUUAUCUUGUGCACAGGUAACUACAACUUGCCCCUUGUGGCAUUUUCUUAAAUUAACUAUGAUUUUUAAUUGUUUUUGCAGUUUAAUUGUCCAUAUUUAUUUAGCAUAGACAUUACUAUGCAUCAAUACAGUCCUAGCAUUAUAAUUAUAUCCACUCUGAUCCCAAAAAAACAUAUUUUCUUUAAGUUAAUGCAUUUGCAAAUUCUUCUUUCUUGUAUUUUUCAAUUGUACAAUGUUUUAAGCAUUAUCUUAUCUUAAUUUUUUCCACAUUUUGUAAUUGAGUUCUUAAUUUUUCCUACUUAUUGCAGUGGAGCUUACUGGAACUUACAAAAGGUUGUGUAAGGAAUGAUCACUGUGUUUAAAAAAAAAAAAAAAAAAAAAAAAGCAAGAAAA
This is a messenger RNA of Boleophthalmus pectinirostris (great blue-spotted mudskipper), 1958 nucleotides long. RefSeq names its product sirtuin 2 (silent mating type information regulation 2, homolog) 2 (S. cerevisiae) (gene sirt2). The transcript has 17 exons. Gene Ontology annotation, molecular function: histone deacetylase activity, NAD-dependent; NAD+ binding. Bases 163 to 1341 code for a protein of 392 amino acids. NCBI's taxonomy places the organism in Eukaryota, Metazoa, Chordata, Actinopteri, Gobiiformes, Gobiidae. The record is from RefSeq and is a predicted model, not a curated record.